This is a messenger RNA of Peromyscus californicus insignis, 966 nucleotides long. Its product is annotated as USP6 N-terminal-like protein. The transcript has 3 exons. NCBI's taxonomy places the organism in Eukaryota, Metazoa, Chordata, Mammalia, Rodentia, Cricetidae. The record is from RefSeq and is a predicted model, not a curated record.
AUGAACACCACAAGAAUAACCAACAGAAUCAACAAAGCUGGACUCAUAGGGGCCAACAGAGACAGAAUCAACCACCAGGGAGACAAUGGGGCGGAGGGCACUGUGGUAGCCGCCGCCACUGCGCCUGACCCGCUCGGCCUCCCGCGACUGGCUGCCGCUGGAACCACCCUAAGAACAGGAUAUGUAUUCCUCGGAGAAAGCCUGAACACUGAAAUAGUUGCUAAAUAUGACAGAGGACGAGAAGGUGCAGAAAUCGAGCCUUGGGAAGAUGUGGAUUAUCUUGUUUACAAAGUCACUGAUAGAUUUGGCUUUUUACAUGAGGAGGAACUCCCGUAUCAUAAUGUAGCUGUGGACUGGCAAAAGCAACUGGAAACUGAAAGAACCACCAAAUGGCUGAAAAUGCUGAAAGGAUGGGAAAAAUACAAAAAUACUGAGAAGUUUCAUAGACGAAUUUACAAAGGAAUUCCACUCCAGCUACGAGGUGAAGUCUGGGCUCUUCUUCUUGAGAUCCCUAAAAUGAAGGAAGAAACAAGAGACCUUUAUAGUAAAUUAAAACAUAGAGCACGGGGUUAUUCACCUGACAUCAGACAAAUAGACCUUGACGUGAACCGCACAUUUAGGAACCAUAUUAUGUUUAGAGACAGAUACGGUGUUAAGCAAUAAUCCUUAUUCCAUGUUCUUGCUGCAUAUUCUAUCUAUAAUAUGGAAGUUGGAUACUGUCAGGGGAUGAGCCAAAUAACAGCCCUACUCCUCAUGUACAUGAAUGAGGAAGAAGCCUUCUGGGCCCUGGUCAAACUCUUCUCUGGCCCCAGACACGCUAUGCAUGGCUUUUUUGUCCAAAGUUUUCCUAAACUCUUGAGAUUUCAAGAACAUCAUGAAAACAUUCUGAAUAAAUUUAUGUCCAAACUUAAGCAACACUUGGUAGGUAGAUGUGCCGCUGACUAUAGCCACCUACACCGAGAGUGA